This is a messenger RNA of Diplodia corticola, 3222 nucleotides long. RefSeq names its product atp-dependent rna helicase dob1. Gene Ontology annotation, cellular component: nucleus. Lineage: Eukaryota; Fungi; Ascomycota; Dothideomycetes; Botryosphaeriales; Botryosphaeriaceae. The transcript is spliced from 4 exons. The record is from RefSeq and is a predicted model, not a curated record. Gene Ontology annotation, biological process: maturation of 5.8S rRNA; RNA catabolic process. Gene Ontology annotation, molecular function: RNA helicase activity; RNA binding; ATP binding. Bases 1 to 3222 code for a protein of 1073 amino acids.
AUGGAUGAGCUCUUCGACGUUUUCGAAGGGCAGCCGGGCCCUGCCCAGGACCCGCCGCCCAAGCAGCCCAAGAAAAACAAAAAGAGACAGGCCAACGGCGAUGUCAAGGCCGCCGCCGACGAACCCGCCAACGAUGCCACCAUGAGCGACGCUCCGCCGCCCGCCCAGGACGCUGCUGCUGCUGCUGCUGCUGCUGCCGGCGGCGCCGAUGCGAAAACCAUUGCGAAACGCCUUCGCCGCGAUGAGCCCGAUCCCGUCGUCACCGAUAGCUUCGAGACGGAGCAGUCACGCGAGGUCGCCGCCGCCGCCGGUCUGCAGGCCCAGAAGGAUGGCGCCGCCGUUGUGCUGUCUCACCAGGUCAGGCACCAGGUCGCGCUGCCCCCGGAUUACGACUACAUUCCUAUCUCCGAGCACGUCGCCCCCGAGAAGCCCGCGCGCGAGUAUCCUUUCAAGCUGGAUCCUUUCCAGCAGGUCUCGGUCUACUCCAUCCAGCGCAAUGAGAGUGUGCUCGUGUCGGCCCACACGUCCGCUGGCAAAACCGUCGUCGCCGAGUAUGCCAUUGCGCACUGUCUCAAGAACAACCAGAGGGUCAUUUACACGAGUCCGAUCAAGGCCCUCAGCAACCAAAAGUAUCGCGAGUUCAUGGCAGACUUUGGCGACGUCGGUCUCAUGACUGGAGAUGUCACCAUCAAUCCUACUGCGACCUGUCUGGUCAUGACUACCGAGAUUCUGCGCUCUAUGCUGUACAGAGGUUCCGAGAUUAUGCGCGAAGUUGCCUGGGUCAUCUUUGACGAGGUCCAUUACAUGCGCGACAAAUCUCGUGGUGUCGUCUGGGAGGAAACCAUCAUUCUUCUCCCCGACAAGGUCCGCUAUGUCUUUCUCUCCGCCACCAUUCCUAACGCCAUGCAAUUUGCCGAGUGGAUUGUCAAGACCCAUAAUCAGCCGUGUCACGUCGUCUACACCGACUUCCGACCCACUCCUCUCCAACACUAUUUCUUCCCUGCUGGCGCCGAUGGCAUACACUUGGUUGUGGAUGAGAAGGGUGUCUUCAGAGAGGAAAACUUCCAGAAGGCUAUGCAAACCAUCUCGGACAAGGCUGGAGACGACCCGGCCGACGCCAUGGCAAAGCGCAAGGGUAGAGGCAAGGACAAAAAGCUCAACAAGGGCGGCCAAAAGGGACCCUCGGACAUCUACAAGAUCGUCAAGAUGAUCAUGAUGAAGAACUACAACCCCGUCAUCGUAUUCAGCUUCAGCAAGAGGGAGUGCGAGAACCUCGCCCUCCAGAUGAGCACGCUUUCCUUCAACGAGGAGUCCGAGAAGCUGCUGGUUACAAAGGUGUUCAGCAGCGCCAUUGAAUCCCUCAGCGAGCAGGACAGGGAGCUUCCGCAGAUCCAGCACUUGCUGCCGCUUUUGAAGCGCGGCAUUGGUGUACAUCACUCCGGUCUCCUGCCCAUUCUCAAGGAGACCAUCGAAAUCCUCUUCCAGGAAGGUCUGAUCAAGGUCCUCUUCGCGACCGAGACUUUCUCCAUCGGUCUGAACAUGCCCGCCAAGACUGUCGUUUUCACGAGCGUCCGCAAGUUCGACGGUGUGUCCCAACGUUGGGUGACGCCGUCCGAGUUCAUUCAGAUGUCUGGUCGUGCCGGAAGACGUGGUCUUGAUGACCGUGGUAUUGUCAUCAUGAUGAUCGACGAGAAGAUGGAGCCCACUGUUGCAAAGGAGAUUGUGCGCGGUGAGCAAGACAAGCUCAACUCCGCCUUCUACCUGAGCUACAACAUGAUUCUGAACCUUAUGCGUGUUGAGGGCAUUUCUCCCGAAUUCAUGCUCGAACGUUGCUUCUUCCAAUUCCAGAACACUGCAAGCGUUUCUGGUCUCGAGAAGCACCUGAGCGAGCUGGAACAGACGAAGGCGCUCAUAGCAAUCGCCGAUGAGAGCAGUAUCCGCGACUACUACGACCUGAGACAACAGCUCAACCAGUACACCCGGGACAUGCGGGACGUCAUCACCCAUCCGAACUACUGUUUGCAGUACAUGCAGUCGGGUCGUCUUGUGCGCAUCAAACACAAGGACUUCGACUUCGGUUGGGGUGCAGUCGUAAACUUCACGCCCCGCAAGCCUGCCAAGGGCCAGAAAGCUGCCGACAUCUCCCCUCAGCAGUCGUACGUCAUCGACGUGCUGAUCCAGGUUGCAAACGAUGUGACUUUCGCCCCGCAACUCAGCCAGGAGUUGCCUCAGGGUGUGAGGCCGCCUGGACCUGGCGAGAAGGGCAAGAUGGAAGUCGUGCCGGUGUUGCUAUCGUGCAUCGAAUCAAUUGGACAUCUGCGCAUCUUCCUGCCGCCCGACCUCAAGUCUGCAGACCAGAGGACCUCGGUCCGCAAGGCUCUUGAGGAGGUCAAGAGGAGGUUCCCCGACGGCAUUGCCAUUCUUGACCCCAUUGAGAACAUGGGCAUCACGGAUGACGGCUUCAAGAAGCUGUUGCGCAAGAUUGAGGUUCUCGAGUCUCGGUUAUUGUCCAAUCCGCUGCACAACUCACCCAGAUUACCGGAUCUGUACGACCAGUAUGCAGGCAAGGUUGAGCUUGGCAACAAGAUCAAGGAGGUCAAGAAGCAGAUCAACAACGCCCUCUCCGUCAUACAGCUGGACGAGCUGAAGUGCCGCAAGCGUGUGCUCAGGCGCCUGGGUUUCAUCAACGAGGCAGACGUUGUCCAGCUCAAGGCCAGAGUGGCGUGUGAGAUCAGCACCGGCGACGAGCUUGUGCUGAGCGAACUGCUUUUCAACGGCUUCUUCAACGAGCUCACUCCCGAGCAGUGCGCUUCUGCUCUGAGCUGCUUCAUCUUCGAAGAGAAGAGCAACGAGACGCCGACGCUGAGAGGAGAGCUGGCGAAGCCUUUCCGUGACAUCCAGGCUCAGGCACGCAUUAUCGCGAAGGUUUCUCAGGAGAGCAAGCUGGCGGUCAACGAGGACGAGUAUGUCGAUGGCUUCAAAUAUCAGCUCAUGGAGGUCGUCUUCGCAUGGUCCAAGGGCGCAACCUUUGCAGAGAUCUGCAAAAUGACGGACGUCUACGAGGGCAGCCUGAUCCGGCUCUUCCGCCGUCUCGAGGAGCUGCUGCGGCAGAUUGCACAGGGCGCCAAGGUCAUGGGCAACAACGAUCUCGAGCAGAAGUUCGAGAAGGCGCUCGAGGCGAUCAGGAGAGAUCUGGUGGCUGCACAGUCCUUGUACUUGUAA